GAGCUUUUAGAGGUGUUUGGCCCUGCUUCAGCUUUAGAAGCCGAAAAGAACUUCUAAAAGCCGGGCCAAACAUAGGCAAAGUUUCUUGAGGUGGGAUGGAGGAAGAUCUAGUGUCAUUGCCUGCAAAUCCAGGAUGAAGCAAUUGAAGUUGAGGAUGAAGUGUUUUGGGUAUGAUCCCUUUAAUGCACAUCAUUCCAUCUGAUUCAGGCCUAAAUGUAUACAUUUUAUCCCUCAUUUCUUGAUAGUUUGACUUUGCCAUUCGUCGUCCCUCAACAUAUUUCACGCUAGGUUGUGCUUGUUUUGUCAUAUUUAAGGUCCUAGUACGUGUGGGAAGGUCGAGGACGAGUUUUUGGAAGAUUGGAGUCGAUAAAGCGCCAAAAAGGGCAGUAAAGUGAAGAACACUACAAUGUCAAGGGCAAGGGUCAAAUGUCACGGUCAACAGAACUUGAGAAUUGAUCACUGGGCUUGAGAAUCAAUUGUCAAGGGAAAAGGUCCAAUAUCACGGUCAUAUAACCGUGACAAUUUCCCUUUGGGAAUGAUAUUGUCUGCUUCCAGAGCCUGUUCUAAGGUUACUGACGCCCGAGUGGUUCACGGUCUGUUGAUCGUGAAAAUCAGCCAUUGACUAUGAAGAUGGACCAAAAUGACACCAUUGACAUGUGUUUUGGUCCAAUGUCUAGGUCAGAGCCCCAAUGUCACGGCCUUGACAUCUGACCGUGAGGAGUGACUGUCGGGUUCUAUAAAUAGAAGGCUGUUGGGAGAGAGAAAAGGGAGCUUUUUCUAGGUUUUCAUUUUUCAGAAAAAGAGGAUUCUAGUGGGAGGUUGGGGUUUCUUCUAGAGUGAGAAAGUGCAAAUCAAAGGAAGAAGAAGGAGCUUGGGCUUGUUCCUAGCUAGAGGAUUGAAGAUUUCUUCAUCUCAAGGGUGUCUCAAGCAACAAGGAGGAUUCUUUCUUCCCCUUUUGUUGUUUUCUCUUGUCUAUCUAUGGAAUAGCCUACCUACUCACUUGUGUAUUGUGAAUCUUAGUCUCUCUAUGUUUUAGGAUGUAAGAACAUGAACCUAUUGUGUCGAUUGAGUGUUUUAUAUGACAUUUGAGGUAUUAUUCAUGAAUGAUUGAGUGUGCUAGCUUUAACUUAAUAUUGGGUAAAAUUGACAUAGAGGGUGGAAAUUCCCAUUUGGUCCAAUAGGAAGGUAGACUUCUUAGCCACUUGGGUAAACACCUAUAGGUUGAUUUAAGACCAAAAUCUCAAGUAUCGGAGUAGGGUCGUGAUUCAACCAGGAUUGGUCUCUCCGCCGACCAGAUUAAGUUCCGAGGGUUUGGUUUGCAAUCCUUAGUUGGCUAGUCAAGAGAGUUAGGUUACCUAGCCUAUCGUUGUCACCCUUAGCCGAGAGGUUAAGUGAGUUAUCUUUCUAAGUUGUUGCAAUGAAUCUCAAUUAGCUAACUAAGAGAGUUAGGGAUCUCCUUGGUGGAUCGGUGAAGAGGGCCAGGUUCCCUAGCUAUGAAUCAUAAUCCUUAACCUAAUGGUUAAGAGAGAUAGUUCUCCUAGCUUAUAUUUGUUGAUUUUCCUUCAUUUAUCGACUAAGGGAGUUUGUCCCUAGCUAGUUGCACCCACCUCGUGGUGUAUGAACAUGUCCUUCACACUAGAGCUUUGUUUGUCGCUUCUUAGCAUGAGACUAGGAGGAGCAAUACCCCGGUGAAGUCCUCUCGAGUAGAAUUCUCCUCCAUUUACUUUCCUUGCUUGUUUGUUUAGUUUGUAGUUUUCCUAGCUCUUAGUUUUAAACCCAAAGCUGUUUUGCUAGAUAACAACUUAAGCGAUUGAAGUAGGGGUACAUGGACCGGCCCGGGUUUGACAAUUAAAUUCUUCCCCUAUACUGCACCCGGCUAGAGUUUAAAAACUUGGGCUCUAGUCGAGAUAUAAUUCACGAGGUAGUUUUGAGCGAGUCAAGUUUUUGGCACCGUUGCCAGGGAACCGCGGUCCAUUAUUUUGAAAAGGUCGCUUAGUGUUACUAUAGCAUUUUCUAUAUUGCCUUUUUCUUUGUGUGUUUGUGUUUCAUGUUGUGUUUUCGUUACCCAAUCUUCUCUUAGAAGGGUGGUUUGUGUUUGUGUGAUUUCGUUUUUGCGUUUUUGUUUGUGUAGGUUAUGAAUUAUGGAUCCCAAUGGCUUCUACAAUAUGUGGGGGUAUCCACAACCACCCGAAUGGUGGUACCCUGGAGCUUCAUGGAGCGAACAAGAAGGGGGAAGCCAAGGAUCUGGGUUCUAUUACCAACCCCCCUUCCAAGAAGAACAACCAUACCAUUGGUGAUAUGAAGAGGCUUCCCCAUAUCAAGAAGAUUUCCCUCCACAACUUGAGAAGAAAUCCAAGUUGGAGUUGUCCAUGGAAGCCUUCAUGGGACAAUCAUCAAGACCAUGUGCCACUCCACAACCGGAGCCAAAGAGAAAUUGGGAGCUCAUGGUGGAGAAAUUUUCCCGGGGUAACGAAGAGGGAUGCUCCAAUUUGGACCUUCCCAUCGCUGGCCCUAUCGACUCAACCUUUCUUCGGGAGGUGGAAGAGCUCCAUCGACGCACGAAGGGGCAAGGAGAGCUUUUUGUGCAAGCAUGUGCACAACUUGCUCGCAAUCGCCUCCUGCCAUUUGAAGAAGAGAAAGAGGAGGUGGAAGAGGCAAGCCAUGAGAUCCUUGUAAGAAUGAGCUCCAACAUGGAUUUCCAACCCCUCCCUCCUCCCGGUUUGACACAAGAAGAGAAAGUGGCACGAGCUUGUGAAAGCUAUCACCUCUCAUUAUUGGAGGAGAAAGAGGAAGUUGAAGGGGCGCUCAAUGACAACCAUGUGGAGUUAGAGGAACUCACCCCGAAGAACUCUCAUGGUGAGGAUGAACAAGAAGGUUGCAUUGACGACUCCCAUCAUCUCCCCCUUCCCGAAAGCAAUUUUGAAGACCAAGACACGAGUGUGGAGGAGUAAGAGAAUCCCUUCUAAGAUCUUGCAUGGCAUCUUGCCAUCAAAUUCGUGCUUGGAGACAUGAAUGGAAAGGAGAAAGAAGAGGUUGAAGAGGAGGAAGUGAGCAUCGAAGAAGGGGAAUACCUUGAUUCUUCCCAAUGGGAGGAAAUUGAAGAAGAAGGAAGGGAGGUUGAGAAAGAAGGAUAAGGAGCAAGUGGUGUCCAAGAUGAGGAUGAGAUCGAGGUGGAUGAAGCAUCUACAAGUUACAAGUGCUACCAAUGCUUUCCACCCGACAUCGAUGCACUUUUGGAGAAGGACCCAUUUGCGGCUCUUUGCCAAUCCAAGGCCAAACCAUCGACUAUCCCUCUUGGUAGAUGUGAUGGAAGCCAAUAUAGUUUGCACUAUAUGGUAUGGGGCAAAGAGAAUGAAGAAGAAAGAAAAAAGGAGAGGUCUCGUGGGUGGAACCUCAUGACACUCAAGUUCACCAGCCCUCAAUCACGGAUUCGUCCAAAGCUCGUGACUUUAGACACCAUGAUGACUCGAUAUUUGCACAUGUUUUCCCCUUUAUUUCUUGAUCGUUUGAGAUUUAAUUAUCGUCUUUGGCCUAUUUUACGCUAGGUUGUGUUCCUUUGUCACAUUUCAGGUCCUAACACAUAAAGUGAAGCAUAGGCG
Linum trigynum is the source of this 3599-nucleotide messenger RNA. The record is from the annotation of a GenBank genome assembly. Lineage: Eukaryota; Viridiplantae; Streptophyta; Magnoliopsida; Malpighiales; Linaceae.